Molecule: messenger RNA, 3783 nt
Organism: Paramecium primaurelia
Lineage: Eukaryota; Ciliophora; Oligohymenophorea; Peniculida; Parameciidae
Source: the annotation of a GenBank genome assembly
AUGAGUGAAUAAGAUCAUGAUGAAUAUUAUGAUGAGCAAGAAGGAGAUUAAGAAGGUGAUAUGGAAGGUGAUGACUAAGAAUUUGAUUUUGAAAAUAUGACACCAGAAUAGUAAUAAUAAUUUUUGGCAAUGCAUGGUAACAAACAGUUAUCCAUAUUAAUAUAGGAUAAUAUAAUUAAGGAGAGGAAGAAGAUGAAGAAGAAGGAGGUGAUGAAGAAGUUGAUGAUUAAGAAUAAGACUAAAGGUAGAUGAAUCAAGGAAUGGGAAGUUCAUCUUAAUUUUAAUAAGAUAAUGCUGAAGAAUCAAAACAUAGUCCAGGAAGAAGAGAAUAAAAUGAUGAAUAUGAUCCAGAUGAGAUCUUAAGAAAAGUUAAAAGGGAUUUAUUAGAAAAUGUAAAUAGAAUAAGAAGGGAAAAGAAACUGAAUCCAUUAUAUAUAGAAUUAAUGCCUGCAAUUGUAGCAGAAAGAUAUGCUUCUCAUUUACUUGAUAAUGAUCAUAGUGAUGCUGAAUUUAAGAAAUUGUAAUAUUAAAAUAAUUAAUUUUGAAUAGAAUCGAAUUUUAUAAGUAUAAUGAAAAAAAAUUAGAUGAUCUUAAAUUGAUUUAUAUUGUAUCCAAAUUUGAAGAAGAUACUAUACCUGAUGCAUAAGUUAUUUAUGAUUAUUUUAUGGAAAUGGGUUAUCUAUUUUUUGAAGUUGAAGAUGAUAGAAAAAUAUUGUUAUCUAAUGAAAUGAAUCAUAUCUCCAUUGGUGUGUCAUGUGAUGAUAAUUAAGUUGCUAUUGUAUAUAUUGUAAGUCAUAAAGACUUAUGUGUUACUAAAAUUGAAGAUAGUAAUGAUGGAUGCAUUUUAGUUCAUGGAAAGAUGCUUGAAGAUUUAGUAGGUGUAUAUGCUUUAUAAAUAUUACCUUUUUCUAGUGAUUCUGGUAAAGUACCUGAUAAAAAUGAAAAUAAUAAAAUAGGACCUGAACAUAUUGAAUUUGAUAGAUAAACUAAAUGUUUUGUUGCUAAAAUUGGAAAUCAGGGAUAGCCAUGCACAUAUGAUAUCAGAUAAUACAUUGAUUUAUAUACUAGAAAUACACCAGAAUCCAUUCCUUAUAAAAAAAGCACAAGAGAAAAAUUAAACUUAAAACAUAUUGAAUUAAAACUGAGAAUACCAGUGAUCUUCUACCCUGAUCCAAGAUAUGCUCAUGAAGAAUAAGAGGCAUUAUAAUCUCAUUAAUAAGAAGAAUAGGCCUAAUAAGCUUUAUAAGAAUCUCCUAUUUAAUAAUUAGAUGAUUAAAAUAGUGAAGAUUAAAAUAAAGAUAAUUUAUCAUAAGAUGAAAAUCAAAAAUAAAAGGAAGAUGAAUUUAUUCAUAAAUUUUAAAUGCCAAAAGAAUAAUAAUUAUCUAAUAAAGAUAUUAAAGAAGAAUUAGAAAUUGCUAUUGCAGAAGCAUAAAGAUAACAUGAUGAACUUUAUGAUCAUAAUGUUAAUUUAUAAUCAAAAAUUAAAUAAAUAAGAAAUAAAUAAGAAGUUUAUGCUGAUAAAACUGGAGAAAUGACAAUGAAUGAACAUAAAUAUUUAAAUACAUUAGCUCAUGUACAUUAAAUUAGAUUAGAUCUCUAAUAAACUUAAGAUAGAUAUAAUUAAAUGGCAUAAGAAUUAUAAUCAAAAUUAGAUGAAAAAUCAAAAAAAUGUAAUGAAAUUAGAUAAGCAUUUAUGGAUUUGAAAAGAGAAGUUGCACGUAAGGCUGCUUAUUCUAGAACAGAUAAACCUAUUCCUGAAUCUAGAAUAUCAGAAUGGGAAGAAUAAGAAUCAGCUAAAAAUAAAACUUUAUAAGAAUUAAGACUUGAUACAUUAAGAUUGAAAAAUACUUUAGCAAAAAAUUAAAAGUAAUUAAAAAAGAAAGAAGAAUUAGCAGAAGGUUUACAUUUAAUUGAUUUUGAAUAAUUAAAAAUUGAAAAUNAGAAGAUACUAUACCUGAUGCAUAAGUUAUUUAUGAUUAUUUUAUGGAAAUGGGUUAUCUAUUUUUUGAAGUUGAAGAUGAUAGAAAAAUAUUGUUAUCUAAUGAAAUGAAUCAUAUCUCCAUUGGUGUGUCAUGUGAUGAUAAUUAAGUUGCUAUUGUAUAUAUUGUAAGUCAUAAAGACUUAUGUGUUACUAAAAUUGAAGAUAGUAAUGAUGGAUGCAUUUUAGUUCAUGGAAAGAUGCUUGAAGAUUUAGUAGGUGUAUAUGCUUUAUAAAUAUUACCUUUUUCUAGUGAUUCUGGUAAAGUACCUGAUAAAAAUGAAAAUAAUAAAAUAGGACCUGAACAUAUUGAAUUUGAUAGAUAAACUAAAUGUUUUGUUGCUAAAAUUGGAAAUCAGGGAUAGCCAUGCACAUAUGAUAUCAGAUAAUACAUUGAUUUAUAUACUAGAAAUACACCAGAAUCCAUUCCUUAUAAAAAAAGCACAAGAGAAAAAUUAAACUUAAAACAUAUUGAAUUAAAACUGAGAAUACCAGUGAUCUUCUACCCUGAUCCAAGAUAUGCUCAUGAAGAAUAAGAGGCAUUAUAAUCUCAUUAAUAAGAAGAAUAGGCCUAAUAAGCUUUAUAAGAAUCUCCUAUUUAAUAAUUAGAUGAUUAAAAUAGUGAAGAUUAAAAUAAAGAUAAUUUAUCUUAAGAUGAAAAUCAAAAAUAAAAGGAAGAUGAAUUUAUUCAUAAAUUUUAAAUGCCAAAAGAAUAAUAAUUAUCUAAUAAAGAUAUUAAAGAAGAAUUAGAAAUUGCUAUUGCAGAAGCAUAAAGAUAACAUGAUGAACUUUAUGAUCAUAAUGUUAAUUUAUAAUCAAAAAUUAAAUAAAUAAGAAAUAAAUAAGAAGUUUAUGCUGAUAAAACUGGAGAAAUGACAAUGAAUGAACAUAAAUAUUUAAAUACAUUAGCUCAUGUACAUUAAAUUAGAUUAGAUCUCUAAUAAACUUAAGAUAGAUAUAAUUAAAUGGCAUAAGAAUUAUAAUCAAAAUUAGAUGAAAAAUCAAAAAAAUGUAAUGAAAUUAGAUAAGCAUUUAUGGAUUUGAAAAGAGAAGUUGCACGUAAGGCUGCUUAUUCUAGAACAGAUAAACCUAUUCCUGAAUCUAGAAUAUCAGAAUGGGAAGAAUAAGAAUCAGCUAAAAAUAAAACUUUAUAAGAAUUAAGACUUGAUACAUUAAGAUUAAAAAAUACUUUAGCAAAAAAUUAAAAGUAAUUAAAAAAGAAAGAAGAAUUAGCAGAAGGUUUACAUUUAAUUGAUUUUGAAUAAUUAAAGAUUGAAAAUCAAACAUUGAAUGAAAAGAUUGAAGAAAGAAAUGAAGAUCUACAUAAAUUAAAGAAUAAAAAUACUAAGACAGUUUAAAUGUUAACACAUACUAGAGAGAAAUUAGGUUAUGUUAAAGCAAAAUUUUAAGAUUAAGAAAAGAUUAAUUGUAAUAUAAUAUAUGAUUUUAUUUUAGAAAAAAAAAAGGAUGAUUUAGAGGGAUUACGUAAAAACUUAGGAGAAUAAAAAGAAUCUAAAGAUAAAUUAAGAACUGAAAAUCUUAAAUUAAAAUAAUAGACAGGGUAUUUAUAAAUAAUUAAAAUAGUAUUGUGAAUCGUCCUGAAUUGAUAUAAGAUUAUAGUAAUAGAAAAAAAAAUAUUGAUUAAUUAAAAAUUGAAUUAGAGUAAUUAGAGGUAUUACUUAUAUGUUUAUAUAAUAUUUUAGCAAAAAUUAAAACAUAUGUAGAAGGUUAUUGAUGAAUAUUAAAAUCAUCUUAAGAAAAAGGAAUAAGAAUAGUAGAAUAAGCAAAAAGUUAGACUUAUUUGA